AGAGAGGCAGCGAAGAAGAAAGCUGAACGCAUGAACUGGAGUAUUUCCUACAGCCCCCCGGGAUGUGCAGGGACUGAGACCAUCAGUCUGUAUGCUCUGGAAAGAAAGGGAAACUGACUUCAGACAACCAGCACAUUUAACUCUGCACUUCCAGGGUUCUGGGGGCUCUGGCCGCAUAGAAUUUGCACCAAGAACGGAAAACGUCCUGGCGUUGGCGGAGUUGCUCUCCUGCGGGCUUAGGACAGGGUGUCCAAGGUUAGUUCUUGGACCUUCUCAACCCUUCCUCAACAAUUCAGGAUGUUUCAGACAGUCCCCGACACGUCGUCUUACGUCAAGGAGGCUCUGUCGGUGGUGAGCGACGACCAGUCCCUCUUCGACUCGGCAUACGGAGCAGCCGCCCAUCUCUCCAAGGCCGACAUGACCGCCUCAGGGAGUCCUGACUUCGGGCAGCCCCACAAAAUCAACCCUCUGCCCCCACAGCAGGAGUGGAUUAACCAGCCAGUGAGGGUCAAUGUGAAGCGAGAGUAUGACCACAUGAAUGGAUCCAGGGAGUCUCCGGUGGACUGCAGUGUUAGCAAAUGCAGCAAGCUGGUUGGUGGAGGCGAGUCCAAUGCCAUGAACUACAACAGCUACAUGGACGAGAAGAACGGCCCACCGCCUCCCAACAUGACCACCAAUGAAAGGAGGGUGAUCGUCCCCGCAGACCCCACCAUGUGGACGCAGGAGCACGUGCGGCAGUGGCUGGAGUGGGCGAUAAAGGAGUACGGCUUGAUGGAUAUCGACACUUCCUUUUUCCAGAACAUGGAUGGCAAGGAACUGUGUAAAAUGACCAAGGAGGACUUCCUCCGAAGCACCACCAUCUACAACGCGGAUAUGCUGUUAUCACACCUCAGUUACCUCAGGGAAAGUUCACUAUUGGCCUAUAAUACAACCUCCCACACAGACCAAUCCUCACGGCUGAGUGUCAAAGAAGACCCUUCUUAUGACUCAGUCAGGAGAGGAGGAUGGGGAAAUAACAUGAAUUCUGGCCUCAACAAAAGCCCCCCGCUUGCAGGAGCCCAAACAAUGAGUAAGAAUACUGAACAGCGGUCCCAACUAGAUCCAUAUCAGGUCCUGGGACCAACCAGCAGUCGCUUAGCCAACCCCGGAAGUGGGCAGAUUCAACUGUGGCAAUUCCUGCUGGAGUUACUCUCCGACAGUGCCAACGCCGGCUGCAUCACCUGGGAGGGAACCAACGGGGAGUUCAAAAUGACGGACCCCGAUGAAGUGGCCAGGCGCUGGGGGGAGCGGAAAAGCAAGCCCAACAUGAAUUAUGACAAGCUGAGCCGGGCCCUCCGAUACUACUAUGAUAAAAACAUUAUGACCAAAGUGCAUGGGAAGAGGUAUGCCUACAAAUUUGACUUCCACGGGAUCGCCCAGGCCCUGCAACCCCAUCCAACUGAGUCGCCCAUGUACAAGUACCCGUCUGAUAUCUCCUACAUGUCUUCCUACCACACCCAUCAACAGAAGGUGAACUUUGUCCCUCCCCAUCCGUCCUCCAUGCCUGUCACUUCUUCCGGCUUCUUUGGAGCAGCGUCACAAUACUGGACCUCCCCCACGGGUGGCAUCUACCCCAACCCCAAUGUCCCCCGCCAUCCUAACACCCACGUGCCCUCACAUUUAGGCAGCUACUACUAGAAAAUUAAUCAUCGGGGGUUUCUAGCAAAAGCCCCAUCUCUCUCCUUUCCCGGAUACUUUGUGCUAUAAAGGACACAUGUAGCCGCGAAGCCAAAACAAAACUGGAUCUUGAUGACAAGGAACUUUGUAUUUGUUCUUUAAAAACAAUCUUUUCUUAGUGUUGGUAGCUCUUUCUCUGUCUCUCUCGAAAAAGAAAUGGAAAACUCCAUGGGCCAGUACACCAGAUUGGAGUCUCAAUCACAUAUGAUCUUUUAAGUUGAAUAUUUAGAUUGCUGAAAUGGCUGCAUCAUGGGUCUGGGAAAGAAACUGUAAAUUUUCUUUAUAUUUUUGUGACUCAAGCAGUUCUUAUCAACACACGGGUCUCAUCAGGGACCUUAUGGGGUGCUGCACGAUAAGGAAUCAUGGACUUAACCAGAUACGUUCUGCUUUGAGAUUUAGUGAAAUUCUAAGCAGGAAGCUGAUAAUCUUAUUUUAACAGGAAUUAAUUCAGUGGAUGGCAACUGGAACAUUGGUAGGAAGGCCAGUGAAGUUUUCACCCAACUGGAAUUUUAAGGAAAGAACGUGUGUGUGUGUUUAAGAAGCCGUGGGCAUUGCAAAAUCCCUUGCAGUGAGCAACACGCACUAAGCCAACCGUUCUCUCUAGAAAUAGUCAAGAUAUGAACUGAUAAAUGUUAAUGCAAAUGCAAACAUUCCUUAAAUGCAGAGAAUUAAGUAACUACUUUUUUUAUAAUAAUGACAAUGGUCCCAGAACUUUGAUGAGUCUUAGGGAUUUCUGAACACAAGUAGAUUCGCAAGUGCUGUGCGCUUGUCAGACCUUUGGCCCAGGCUCAACCAAUCGGAAGGCAACUUUACUGUAUAAAUUAUGCAGAGUUAUUUUCCUAUAUCUCGCAGUAUUAAAAA
This is a messenger RNA of Talpa occidentalis (Iberian mole), 2577 nucleotides long. RefSeq names its product Fli-1 proto-oncogene, ETS transcription factor (gene FLI1). Gene Ontology annotation, cellular component: nucleus. The record is from RefSeq and is a predicted model, not a curated record. Bases 298 to 1677 code for a protein of 459 amino acids. Gene Ontology annotation, molecular function: sequence-specific DNA binding; DNA-binding transcription factor activity, RNA polymerase II-specific. The transcript is spliced from 10 exons. Lineage: Eukaryota; Metazoa; Chordata; Mammalia; Eulipotyphla; Talpidae. Gene Ontology annotation, biological process: cell differentiation; regulation of transcription by RNA polymerase II.